UUUUUAAAGUCGAAGAUGAAGCAAAAUUUGUUGAGAAAUAUAAAAGAAUUUUGGCUGAAAUAGAAGCUUCGACAAAUCCAAAUGAAUAUAUCAUUAACCUGUCAACAAAAUAUUCGAAAUACAAAUUUAAACCACAUUUAUAUGAAGAGAAAAAAAAAUUGUUGAUAUCAAUCAUGAAACUUGAAUGCUAUUAUCGAACAGUAAGUUAUAAAAAGAAAGAGCAUAAUAAACAACAUACAAAGAAAGAAGUUAAAAACAAAACUAAACCAAAAAAUAAAUGCAUUCCUCAAUGA
Molecule: messenger RNA, 293 nt
Organism: Cetraspora pellucida
Lineage: Eukaryota; Fungi; Glomeromycota; Glomeromycetes; Diversisporales; Gigasporaceae
Source: the annotation of a GenBank genome assembly